GAACCCACAAACCCCAGGCCGCCGAAGUGGAGCAUGCAAACUUAACCACUAUGCCACCAGCUGGCCCCCUCACCUUCCUUCUUAAUGUCUGGACUUUUGGACUUUGGCUUCCUGGGAGAAACAGCUCACUCAUACACUAAGGAAGUACUCAGCAGCACUCUAAGGAGGGACAGAAAGACCUCUUAGCUUUGAACAACAGUUGGUGAUGCUGAGUAGGCAUAGCUGCAGUUAGCAAAGCUGAUCUCAAACACUUUUUCUCGUCUUCUGGCCCAGGGAAGAUUCAGCCCAUUGGUUCUCCGUUUCAGUCCUGUCUUACAGGUGAGAUGGCUGAGGCUCAGAGCAGCUGGGCGACUCGCACAGGUGCCCACGGCUCACAUGUCAGAUCCAUUCUCCCAUAAAUUCCUGCCAAGUGAGCGAAGCGAGGGAAGCCUUCCACAGGAGCACGCUCAGGGCAGCCGACUGAAACGCAGGGUCCAUGCAGACCUGGGGCACCGCAUACUCCGCAGUGGUCACUCAGCCACUGGAACGGCCCUCCCGCAGGAGCCCCAUGAGGCCGAUCGGGAGAGGCUGGGACAGCCGAGAUUUCAGGGCUGAGCCCCUGAGCCUCACAGGGUGUGCCUGCCAGCCGUGGCCAUUGGUGUCGGGAAUGAGGCAUCAGCUCUUCGUACUGGCCCCCAGGGGAAUGGAUUGAUUUAACUGCUUAUUUUCUUUCUCCUCGUUCUUAGCUUUUUUUACUGAGCUGUAGCUGAUGUAGAACACUGCAUUCGUUUGUAUUGUGAAGUGACCACCACGGUAAGUCUGGUCACAACCGUACUUACUUUCUUUUUCUUCUUCUUCUCCCCACAGCCCCGCAGGACAUAGUUGUAUAUUGUAGUGUGGGUCCUUCUAGUUGAGCUACACAGGACGCCGCCUCAGCGUGGCCUGAUGAGCCAUGCUAGGUCUGCGCCCAGGAUCCGAACCGACAAAACUCCGGCCGCCAAAGCACAGUGCUCGAACUUAACCACUCGCCGGCCCCUGUCCCUAUCUUCUUCUUGGUGCUUUGGCCUUGCCUCUCUUGCCAGCCCUGCCCCGACGGUCUCCUGCAGGGCACCCAUGCCCCCACAGCGAGCUGUGCACGUGCGGGAGCGGUCUGUGCAGCGAGUCCCACGCUCCGCCUUCCCUGUGUGCGUUCAGACAGACUAACAACUGCCGUCGCUGCACACAGCUCAGCACUCUGCGGCCCAGUGGACCCUUGACUAUAGCUGGCAGAACGGUUUCGUCCUAGGGACUAAGUCUGGGAAUCAGAUGACCCAGCAGAACAAGUGCGAGCCUUGUGUUCCGUUAAUGGGGACUUUUGUGUUUCAUGUCAUCUUUAGAAGCUGGUGGUUUCAAAUACACUGGCCAGCGAGCCCUGGUUAUAUUCCUGCGUCGGCCUCGGCUGUCAUACAGCUUUCUCUCCUCGGGGUCUUCACGCACAUCUAGAUGGCAGCCCCCUCCCCAUCUAAGCCAGCCAAUUCCUGACCACACCUCAAACUCUCCCCAAAUGUCUCUCAGGAAAGCCUUGGGUUCUGUUCCUUUAAAACUCUGUUAUUAUCACAAUUUUAAUUAAAUAAAUUAUACUCUUAAUUAGCCCAGGGAUUGCACACUCAGGUAAGGUCAAUGAGUGUGAGUGUGAGGUGAUAGGAAGUGGUGGGGAUUGUGGAGAGAACACAGCUACAUGGAGGGGCAGUUCAUACUCGGCUCCGGCAGAGAGUGGCCCAGUGUUAUCGGAUCUUCCAUACUUUCAAAGGAAGCCAGAAAUCUGGGCUUUUUAAGUGAAGUCCCCCUCCACAACUAGAAGGACCCACAACUAAAAUAUGCAACUAUGUACUGGGGAGAAAAAGCAGGAAAAAAAAAAGAAGAUUGGCAACAGUUGUCAGCUCAGGUCCCAAUCUUUAAAAAAAAAAGGAAAGUGAAGUCCCCCUCAACAUUUAAAUAUUGGCACAGACAUAAUUAUUUUUAGAAACAACGUGGGCCAAAUAAACAUCAGUGGCUCCCAGUUUGUAGCCUCUGGUUUAAUAUCUUUCUCUCCCACUUGACUCUCAUAACUGCGUUAGGCUAGUGGAGGUUAUAGCGAGGGGCACAUGCCACGUCUGCUGUGGGUUCAACAAACGAAAACCAGAAACAGAUGAUGGCCUCUCCCGGUAGAGGUAGGGUCAGAAAGAAUACACUGGCAGGGAGAUGGCGUUCGUUCCUGUCCUGUCUUUUUAAUCGCCCACUGAAAAUUUCUCCAUCUCCCUUUAAGUCCUGCCCCCCUGUGGCGCCCUGAGCCUCAUCACCCUCUCGCCUGCAGGCAUCACAAUGGCCAGAGCUGCUUCUGGCUCAGGCCUCUGUGACAUCACCAGCUGCCCAGCCCUAAGUACCCAGUCUCCAGUGUGAGAGCAAACAAACCCACCAUGAGCGACCCCCUCCCGCAUCUCUGCUCACCAUGCGGAUGCUGAAAUGGUUCUUGUUCUUGCCUCUGUGCCUCUCCUGUGGCUAUGCCUUUAUGUCUUCUUCUCUGAGAGACAGAGCCAAGGAACCCCAGGGAAAGGUGCCUUGCGGAGGUCACUUCCGGAUGAGGCAGAAUCUGCCAGAGCAUGCCCAAGGCUGGCUUGGGAGCAAAUGGCUCUGGCUUAUUUUUGUUAUUGUGCUGUAUGCAACACUGAAGUUUCGAGGAGACGGUGAGAAGAGUAAGGAGCAGAAUCCUCCUGGCCUUCGAGGCUGUUCAUUUCGCUCUCCACUAAAGAAAAAUCAAAUUGCUUCCCCCAGCAAAGACUAUGCAUUCAAUACCUUAACCCAGCUCGAGAUGGACCUUGUGAAAUUUGUGUCCAAGGUGCAGAAUAUGAAAGUCGUCAUGGCAACUAGCGGUAACCUCAGGAUUCAGAACUCAGAGGUGCCUGCAGACCCACAACAUAAUAUUACGAUAUAUGAAAUAUGGGGCGAAGAAGAGUCCGAAUAAAUGGAUUUGUGUAUGAAAGUAGGAGAGAAAAAGUUGAGUGUUGACAAGUCAUAUGCAAACUAAUAGAACUAUUCCAAAGAAAAAAGAUUCUCAAAUUUGAGACCUUUUUUCCUUUUUUUCUC
Equus quagga is the source of this 3081-nucleotide messenger RNA. RefSeq names its product protein FAM209B-like. Bases 2447 to 2959 code for a protein of 170 amino acids. The record is from RefSeq and is a predicted model, not a curated record. Lineage: Eukaryota; Metazoa; Chordata; Mammalia; Perissodactyla; Equidae. The transcript is spliced from 2 exons.